Aspergillus saccharolyticus JOP 1030-1 is the source of this 669-nucleotide messenger RNA. RefSeq names its product RNA-binding protein. The record is from RefSeq and is a predicted model, not a curated record. Gene Ontology annotation, biological process: mRNA splicing, via spliceosome. Bases 1 to 669 code for a protein of 222 amino acids. The transcript is spliced from 5 exons. Gene Ontology annotation, cellular component: nuclear speck. Lineage: Eukaryota; Fungi; Ascomycota; Eurotiomycetes; Eurotiales; Aspergillaceae. Gene Ontology annotation, molecular function: RNA binding.
AUGUCUCGUCCUGGAACAACCCUUUAUGUCACCGGCUUCGGCCACGGGACUCGAGCUCGCGAUCUUGCCUACGAAUUCGAACGAUAUGGCCGUCUCGUCCGCUGCGACAUUCCGGCACCGCGCACCCCCUCAAGCAGACUUUUUGCCUUCGUGGAGUAUGAGAGUCGCCGCGACGCGGAUGAUGCCUAUCAUGAGAUGCACAAUAAGCGUAUCGGUCGUGACGACUUGUUGAAGAUUGAGUGGGCCCGGACUCCUCCGUCUGCCUCCUGGCGCUUCGAUUCCGGACGUGACCGCCGGCGUGAUCGUACCCCUCCUCGACGUGGCCGCUCUCCUUCUCCUCGACGCAGCCGUGGCGACUACUCCCCCCGCAGAGAUGAAAGAUAUGAUCGGGAGUAUGACCGCCAUGAGCGUGACUACGACCGUAGGGACCGCGACUACGACCGUCGGGAUCGCGAUUAUGACAGACGUGAUCGUGAACAUGAACGCUCACGCGACCGUUCCCGUAGUCCGGAUGAGAGAGACCGUGAUGUCAAAGAAGAUCGGGAACGUCGCGAUGAUGAGCGCGAACAAAAUGACGAUGAACGCGAGAAUGGACCAAAUGGGGAGGAAAGAAAAGCCCCGUUAGAUCCUCUUAGUUCAGCCCACGACGAGCUUGAUACAGCCGAGUAA